This is a messenger RNA of Sebastes umbrosus (honeycomb rockfish), 3512 nucleotides long. RefSeq names its product exostosin glycosyltransferase 2 (gene ext2). Gene Ontology annotation, cellular component: membrane. The transcript has 15 exons. Gene Ontology annotation, molecular function: glycosyltransferase activity. The record is from RefSeq and is a predicted model, not a curated record. Lineage: Eukaryota; Metazoa; Chordata; Actinopteri; Perciformes; Sebastidae. Bases 190 to 2349 code for a protein of 719 amino acids.
AGCAGCGAAGAAGAAUGACUUCCGGAACACUGACUUCCCGUUAGCUCUCUAACGCUAGCUCGGUUAGCAUUAUCUACAGAGUAUCCUGCUUUCUAACCGGAGUCAUGAACUAACACCGACCCGUCCAACCACGUUCACUCCGUCACACGUCCCGAAGCUGUCAUUGAUCAGAAGCCCUGUCGGUCAGCCAUGUAUGCCUCUGGGAAAUACAGCUCACGGGGCCCUGCUCUCAUCCCGCGGAUGAAAACCAAGCACCGCAUCUACUACUUCACCCUCUUCUCUGUGGUGCUGCUUGGACUCCUCGCCACCGGGGUGUUUCAGUUCUGGCCCCACUCCAUUGAGUCUGCAGCUGACUGGACCCUUGAUAAACGCAGUGUUCACGACGCACCUCUGGUCCGCCUGCCUGUCUCCAGUCCCAUUCCUGAGAGGGGGGACCUCAGCUGUCGCAUGCACACCUGUUUUGAUGUGUACAGAUGUGGCUACAAUCCUAAAAACAGAAUCAAGGUGUACAUUUACCCUCUACAGAAGUUUGUGGAUGAAUUGGGUGUUCCCAUCAGCAGCACCGGACUGUCUCGAGAAUACAACGACCUGCUCAGUGCCAUCUCUGACAGUGACUUUUACACCGACGAUGUCACCAGGGCUUGUCUUUUUAUCCCAUCUAUCGAUGUGCUGAACCAGAACUCCCUGCGUAUCAGAGAGACUGCCCAGGCUCUGUCAAUGCUACCCAGAUGGGACAAAGGAAUGAAUCACCUACUUUUCAACAUGUUACCUGGAGGCCCUCCAGACUACAAUACUGCCUUGGAUGUGCCCAGGGACAGAGCGCUGCUGGCGGGAGGCGGUUUCUCUACAUGGACCUACAGACAAGGUUAUGAUGUCAGCAUCCCAGUUUACAGCCCCCUCUCUGCAGAUGUUGAGCUGCCCGAGAGACAGCCAGGGCCACGGCGCUUCUUCAUUCUGUCUUCUCAAACUGCCAUCCACCGAGAGUACCGUGCCGAACUGGAGCGCUUGAAGGAAGAAAAUGGAGAAGCACUGCUCCUCCUGGACAAGUGUAGCAACCUCUCCCAGGGUGCCGCCUCCGCACGAAAACGCUGCUACAAGGGGCAGGUGUAUGACUACCCACAGAUCCUGCAGGAGUCUUCAUUCUGUGUGGUUUUGCGGGGGGCUCGUCUGGGUCAAGCUGCCCUCAGUGAUGUGCUGCAGGCUGGCUGUGUCCCGGUCAUCCUCGCGGACUCCUACAUUCUGCCAUUCUCUGAAGUACUCGACUGGAAAAGGGCAUCUGUGGUUAUUCCAGAGGAGAAGCUAUCAGAGAUGUACACCAUCCUAAAGAGUAUUCCUCACAGACAAGUUGAAGAGAUGCAAAGACAGGCACGCUGGUUCUGGGAAGCCUACUUCAGCUCCAUGAAGGCUAUUGGCUUGACAACGCUCCAGAUCAUCAAUGACCGCAUCUACCCGUAUGCUGCACGGACUUAUGAGCAGUGGAACAAUCCACCUGUGGUGAAGUGGUCCAGUGUGAACAGCCCUCUGUUCUUGCCACUUAUCCCACCAAGAGCACCUGGGUUCACUGCAGUGGUGCUGACCUACGAUCGCGUUGAGAGUCUCUUCCGGGUCAUCACAGAAAUCUCCAAGGUGCCCAGCUUGGCUAAGCUGCUGGUGGUGUGGAAUAACCAGAACAAGAGUCCUCCUGAGGAGUCUCUUUGGCCAAAGAUCGGCGUUCCUCUCAAAGUCGUGCGAACCAAAGAGAACAAGCUGAGUAACCGCUUCUUCCCCUACGACGAGAUCGAGACAGAAGCUGUGCUAGCGAUCGAUGAUGACAUCAUCAUGCUGACAUCUGAUGAACUGCAGUUUGGCUACGAGGUAUGGAGGGAGUUCCCCGACAGGCUGGUGGGCUACCCAGGCCGGCUGCACCUCUGGGACCAUGAAAUGGGGAAGUGGAAGUACGAGUCGGAGUGGACCAACGAGGUCUCCAUGGUUCUAACUGGAGCUGCCUUCUACCACAAGUACUUCAACUAUUUGUACACAUACAAGAUGCCAGGAGACAUCAAGAACUGGGUGGACGCUCACAUGAACUGUGAAGAUAUUGCCAUGAACUUCCUGGUGGCUAACAUCACGGGCAAAGCCCCCAUAAAGGUGACCCCCAGGAAGAAGUUCAAGUGCCCCGAGUGUACUGCCAUUGAUGGACUGUCCCUGGAUCAGACGCACAUGGUGGAGAGAUCUGAGUGCAUCAACAAGUUUGCAUCAGUUUUCGGUACAAUGCCUCUGAAGGUGGUGGAACACCGUGCCGACCCGGUGCUCUAUAAAGACGAUUUCCCAGAGAAGCUCAAGAGCUUCCCCAACAUCGGCAGCCUCUGACCAGCCUGUAACAGAUGUUUGAACCCGGUCACAGCCUCAACAUUUCAACAUUUGUCUUUCAUAUCAAGACUUCAGUAUUCAGACUAAAGUGGUACAUACUCCUGUCACUUCUCAGUUCAAGUGACUUUGGAUGGUGAUGACAAUGUUUAUUUGACUUAGAGUGAAAGAUAUUUUCAAACAUUUACCGAUAUGAAUGCGUAGACUAAUGUUACAUGACCUGCUAUUGGAGGGUCACCCUGAGUCUGAUGUUUGAUUGACAGGCUUGUGGUUCCUCACUGUUACUGUUAUGGAGCUGGAAACGCUGGGCUCCAGCUGCUCUGGAAUCAGCGUAUACAGUGUAUAUAGUUGUAUUUUGCAGCAGUGCUGUAUAUAAUAGUCAUAAUUUAUGAUGCUCCAACCAGGAUUUUUUUUUUUCUUCUUUUCAAAAGAUGACACGGACCUGACUCUUUUAGCUGCACUGUAUUAAAAGUAACACAUGUUUAAUUGACAUGAUAUAUAGUAAAUGAUUCAAUUACAUAUCUAGGCUGUAUCUAAUGGUUAAUUAAAUGUGAUAAUACAGCAUACAAUAACAUGAUGUACAGUAAAUGUUUCACAUAUGUUCUGUUUUAAUCAGAUUGGACAAAGCUGGUACCAUAAAUCUAAUAUUUAGAGCGAGUAACUGCUGAUUUUAAAAGAUUGAUGCUGAGCUACUGGAACAUCUUGAACCGUAAUUUUAUACAGACUUAACACACACACACACACAAAAAAAAUAUAUAUACACUAAGUAAUUUAAUGAGUUGCAUAAGCAUAGUAAUUAUUUGUUUAUCAUGCAUUUCAAGACGCUUAUUGUAUAGUGAAUAAUAAACCCAGAUCCACACUUUUCAAAACAGAUGUGUAUAUACUUUUGAUGCAAUGCUUUGUUUUUUAUUUGCCAUUAUACCUGUUGUGUGUGUUUAUAUGUUUGUUCUGUUCAUCAUAGUUGUCCCAGCUGCAGUGUUUUAGGCUUUAACAUUGAGAGCCGUGCAGUCUUUAAGACGUUUGCCUUGUGAUGGUUUUAUUUGCCUUUUUUAUUAUUAUUUUCAUAAAGUCAGUGAAAUUGUUUUAAAUUUUUUGACUGAGUUUAUGUUUCUAAGUGUAUAUAUGACUUUGUUAUAAACAAUAAGUAAAGACCACACUAAAAUGUC